Labrus mixtus (cuckoo wrasse) is the source of this 2248-nucleotide messenger RNA. RefSeq lists its product as uncharacterized. NCBI's taxonomy places the organism in Eukaryota, Metazoa, Chordata, Actinopteri, Labriformes, Labridae. Gene Ontology annotation, molecular function: protein kinase binding; calcium-dependent protein kinase inhibitor activity. The record is from RefSeq and is a predicted model, not a curated record. The coding region runs from base 475 to 735 and encodes 86 amino acids. The transcript has 3 exons. Gene Ontology annotation, biological process: negative regulation of protein kinase activity.
UCGAAAACUUUGGCACACCUCCGCUGAGUGUAAUCCGGAGAGUCAGCAGCACUGUCGCUUAUAUCAAGCACACGGUGACGUCCACCUGCUGCUAUGAGUCAAGACACAAUGCGAGGAAAUCCCCAAGGCCGAGAGAACGACGUGAGGCCCCUUUAAAUCGAGAGAGAGAGAGAGAGAGUUAGAGAGAGAGAGAGAGAGAGAGAGAGAUAGAGGGAGGGAGAGAAGACUGAUAAACAACAACACUGCUCUCAGAAGCCGCGUUUACCGGAUUCAGCGAUACUGCGGCCUGGUGAAGGAAGAGGCUACGAGGACUUUCUCCCUGUUCUGUCCAGCGUUCUGUCGUCUGUUUUGUUCAUACAUUCAUUGUUGAAUGCCAUUGCGGAAGUGAGACGCUUUUUUCGUCACGACACAAAGCUUGAGCAGUGCUGACACCUAGCGGCCGGUCAGGAGAACUGCGCCCCAUCAGGCAGAGCGAUGUACGGAGCUUCAGGGAUCCCGGAGCUCAUCGCGCCCAGCGGGCCGCCGCGGCAGCCCGGCCCGGCGGGGCAGUUCAACCCGGGACACCCGCAGGUCAACGGACACGGGGGCGGGGCCAACCCGCAGAGGCUCGGACAGAGGGCUCCGAAACUGGGCCAGAUUGGUCGAACCAAGAAAGUUGAUCUGGAGGACGAAGACCUGGAUGACAUCAUGAACAACAACGGCCAGUGUCCUGUCUCCCUGUCCCCCAUCUCCUAAACUUCACCGAGAAGUGCCAAAAAAACAACAACACAACCCAAGAAAACCCCACCCCCUGGGACGCCAAAAACUCCCCCCCCCCCCCCCCCCCCGUCAGCCACCUCUAGGCCUUGAGCGUGUGACGUGUCCUAAAAGAAGCCUCUGAUGGCUCGACGAGGCACUUAGCGCCGGCUGAAGCUCUUAAACUGUAAAUAGUGUUUAUUAUUUAACUUAACUUUCAGACUGUGAAUGAUAUGUAUCGCAUCGCUCUCUACUCUAUACCUCGGUAGGCAGUAGGACAUCAGGAGAAAGUGUCUGUAUGUUUUUGGAAGCUUCUAACAAGGGCUACGUUUCUAAAGUUGCACUAGAACGAGUUAUUUUUAUUUUUUUGUUCCGAUAUGAGGAAACACGCUGCCUGUGAAUGUGUCCCACAAACAGGUGGAAAAACGUCUUUAAGCUUUUUUUGGUUGUGCAAUGACUAUCACUCUUUUUCCUCUCACACUGAUGAUGCAAGCGGUGUCCUAUUAACCAAUGGAUGAACGCUCGCUAUACAACACAGUUAAAGGAGAACUACUACUGCGUAAUUUAUUUAUUGUUCCAAAAAAAAAAAAAAAAAGGAGAUUUUUUUUGUCGUGCUGUUAUGGCUUCUACGUGUUUUUUAACGCUCUGAAAAAUCUCUAAAAAAAACAAAAAAAAAACAGAUUUUUUUAUUUUCUUUCCAAACGGUGCACUUUGUGGGAAUGCCUGUUAUGUGCAGUGAUAUGUUGCAGAAUUCUAUGCAUGGAGUCUGUGCAAGCAUCAAGACACGUAACUGGUAUCCUGCUUUUUUUUUUUUUUUUAAAGGGCUAUGUAGAAGUAUUUUCCCGCCACAGCAACCUCUCGAGAUUUGCUGUUUUUUUCUGAAUCUCGGUGUCGGUGUCCGGUUGCAGACUCGGUGGUUAAAAUAUCGUAUAAAGGAUCACAGAGGGUUUUUGGCCUGUGAUGAAUGUGUGACAGAAGGCAUACACAGUCCUAAACGUGUUAAUUGAAUUGCCAAAUAUUACUGGAUGCUAUGCCAGAUGGAUUAUUUAAAAGCGUUUCUGAUUGGCUGACAGACACGUCAUAAGAAUGUUACUCGUUUUGUAUUUCUUUACACCAGGAAUCUGCUUGGGAAAAAAAAAACAACCCAUAUGAAGUCAUGUUGUUUCUCUAGCUCAGACGGACUCUGACAUAAUGUCAGGCUUCACUUUGAAAAUGACAGUAUGUCAUUAUGAGAGCUUUACACUGCAGUUUGUGUUUUCAGUUGGUGGAAGAUGUGCAGUGGUUACUUUUUGAAAAUGACAUGUUGUCUCAUGCUGACGUCAUGUUACUUAACAGUAGUUGGCUGUGAAACUGUUUUUUCGGGGUUCACUUUUGGAUUCAUGUCGUGUCGUUGAAGCGUCACAUUUCACAGAUGUGUUCAGGUUUUUUGUGGUUGAACAUUUUGCAUGGAAAUGGUCGACUGUUCACAAUGCAUCUCUGGAAAUAAAACGAUGAGUCUUUUCUCUUUUCUGUA